AUGUCUACCGGAAGCACAACGACUGAGUCCAUCGACGUAGACUCAUCAAAUGUUCGAAUGUGGUUCUUAGAGGAGCCAGCCGAUGGAUAUCAAUAUCAGAACGAUAUCUAUACCCCCGACGACAUCAACGGCAUCGACACCGACGUCGCCAACACAAGUGAAAGCCCUGGUAUAGAAUUGGAACUCAAAUUUGAGACUGGCAUUGUGGACCUCGUAUCCUCAGAUAUCACUGCGGGACGUAUCAAUGUCCCCAUCGAGGAGCCACUCGGUGAUGACUUCAGCAAUUUCUUUCAAAAUCUGCCUUCAUGGGGCAUUUGUUGGAACAAGCAGUCACAGCUGUGA
Molecule: messenger RNA, 342 nt
Organism: Heterobasidion irregulare TC 32-1
Lineage: Eukaryota; Fungi; Basidiomycota; Agaricomycetes; Russulales; Bondarzewiaceae
Exons: 3
Coding region: 1-342 (113 amino acids)
Source: RefSeq, a predicted model, not a curated record